Molecule: messenger RNA, 1331 nt
Organism: Tauraco erythrolophus (red-crested turaco)
Lineage: Eukaryota; Metazoa; Chordata; Aves; Musophagiformes; Musophagidae
Source: RefSeq, a predicted model, not a curated record
AUGACAGAACUUUUCAUUAGUGGUCUGGAAGACCCAUACCCUGCUUUGUUUGGAGAUGCCAGGUGGACAAGUGACAUACCCACCGCCUUACGAGUACCUGAUGUGGAGUCACACUUUGCGUGUGCUCGGGUUAGGAAGCAGUUCGCUGGGACCUUGUCGGAUGGUUUGGGAAAGACAAUGGAUAACAGACACCAGACAGAACGAGAAUACAUUCGCUACCAUGCUGCAACGAGCGGAGAACAUUUUGUAGCCGGAAUCCAAGGACUUGCACAUGGUAUCAUUGGAGGCCUGACAAGUGUCAUAACUUCAACGGUCGAAGGCGUGAAAACUGAAGGAGGUGUCAGUGGCUUCAUAUCGGGCCUUGGGAAGGGGCUGGUGGGCACAGUAACCAAACCUGUGGCUGGAGCUCUGGAUUUCGCAUCGGAAACUGCACAGGCAGUGAGGGACACUGCGACUCUGAGCGGCCCCAGGACACAAGCAGAGAGAGUGAGAAAGCCACGCUGCUGUCGAGGACCUCAAGGGCUCUUGCCCUGCUAUUUAGAAAGUCAAGCAGAAGGACAGGAACAGCUCUUCAAACUGACUGACAACAUCCAAGAUGAGUUCUUCAUAGCAGUAGAAAACAUAGGCGGCUGUUGUGUUCUCAUUUCAUCCAAAGCCGUUUAUUUCCUGAAAAAUGGCGAUUACACGGUCCACGAGGCCAUGUUCCUAGAAGUCAAGUAUGAUGAUCUCUACCACUGCCUGGUUUCCAAAGACCACGGGAACGUGUACAUACAGCUGACCAGGAAAGCUGUCAAUACAAGCAGUGGCGUGGCAAUGCCAGGCCCCUCGCAACAGAAGCCAAUGGUGAAAGUGAAAUCGGAAGUUCUUGCAGUAAAGCUAUCUCAAGAAAUAAACUAUGCAAAGAGCCUUUACUAUGAACAACAGCUUAUGUUAAGACUCAGUGAAAAUCAGGAACAAUUAGAGCUGGACUCUUGAAACAUCUUCCUUACUGCCAGAGUGAACUGCAAGUAUCAGUCUGGAGCUGAUGGUAUUUCAUAACUACAGAAAGUACUACAUGGGAAGGAGAUAAAUAUGAUUUGGUAUGUAGUUAAAUGGAACCAUUGUCCAUGAGAAAGCAAGCGAGGUGGGCUUUUUUUUUUUGAAUCAUUAGUUGUAUAUCAAAGAUAUAGCUGCAAUGCACUUGGUUCCGGGAGAAGCCCUGUAUUUUGCUAACAUGUAUAUAUGUAAAAGUGUUUCAUGUAAAUAAGAAAGUAAAGACCAGGGUGUUGGUAUAAAUAAAAGUCUGUUUACUGUGUAAAGAAAUUAAAGGAGCUAUACUGAGUCUUACUGCA